GUCGCCUCCCUCCACCACCCGUUCAGUCCCGGAGCUUGUACACAAGGGACUAUAUAAUCUCGCCAGCCAUCUGCCGUCCGAGAUGUCCAACGAGGAGCUCCCCAGCACCGAUAUCAUCACCCUCACCCGUCAUGUACUGGCCCAGCAAUUCCAGCUUGGAGCUAUAGCAACGGGUGAUUUGACCUUGCUCCUAACUGCUAUCCAGACGACCUCCAAGUUCAUCGCCACGAAUGUACGAAAAGCGCGCCUUAUCAAUCUGGUCGGUCUCGCGGGGAACUCCAAUGUCCAGGGCGAGGAACAGAAGAAGCUGGACGUGCUCUCCAACGACAUCAUGGUCAACUCGUUACGCGCCUCAGGCAAGACUGCUGUACUUGUUUCUGAGGAGCUUGAAGAGGCCGUCAUCAUCGAAGACAAGUUCAAGGGCAAGUACUGCGUGGUCUUUGACCCACUCGACGGCAGUAGCAACAUCGAUGCCGGUGUGAACAUUGGCACCAUCUUUGGUGUCUAUCAAAUAGCCCCAGGUUCGAAAGGCACGAUCUCCGACGUACUCCGGCCGGGCAGCGAGAUGGUCGCAGCAGGCUACACGAUGUAUGGAUCUUCCUGCAACUUAGUACUCUCGACCGGCAACGGAGUAAAUGGCUACACACUGGAUACAGCGCUUGGCGAGUUCAUCCUUACUCACCCAGAUAUCAAGAUUCCCUCGCGGGGCAAGAUCUACUCGUUCAAUGAGGGCAACUCCAUGUACUUCCACAAGCCCGUAGUCAACUACUUGAACAGCAUCAAGUACCCUACGACCGGCAAGUUGCCGUACAGCGCCCGGUACAUCGGCUCCAUGGUAGCCGACGUACACCGAACGCUGCUGUACGGCGGUAUCUUCGGGUAUCCGGACGAUAAGAAGAGCAAGAGCGGGAAGUUGCGGUUACUCUACGAGGCGUUCCCGAUGGCAUAUCUGACAGAGCAGGCAGGAGGUGUCGCCUCCACCGGACACGGCCGCAUCCUUGACGUGGUGCCGACCAACAUCCACCAGCGGUGCCCAGUCUUCUUGGGUUCCCGCGAUGAUGUCAACGAUCUCAUCAGGUUCUACGAAGAGUAUGAGAAGGAGGUCGGCGGCAAGGAGAACGGUCGUGCUUGAAGUUCUUGCUUUAAGCCUACGACCGCAAGGAACAGACGGCGCAUGCAAUAUCGUUGUACCACAUACUAACUUUCAGUAUCAUGCACACUGAAGGAAUCAAUGCACUUAAUAUCGCUCUUCGUCAAUAUUGAAUGAUCAUUUGCAG
This is a messenger RNA of Phanerochaete carnosa HHB-10118-sp, 1277 nucleotides long. RefSeq lists its product as uncharacterized. The record is from RefSeq and is a predicted model, not a curated record. NCBI's taxonomy places the organism in Eukaryota, Fungi, Basidiomycota, Agaricomycetes, Polyporales, Phanerochaetaceae. Gene Ontology annotation, cellular component: cytoplasm; cytosol. Gene Ontology annotation, biological process: fructose 1,6-bisphosphate metabolic process; gluconeogenesis; fructose metabolic process. Bases 83 to 1132 code for a protein of 349 amino acids. Gene Ontology annotation, molecular function: fructose 1,6-bisphosphate 1-phosphatase activity. The transcript is spliced from 8 exons.